Messenger RNA from Spirometra erinaceieuropaei, 555 nucleotides. Lineage: Eukaryota; Metazoa; Platyhelminthes; Cestoda; Diphyllobothriidea; Diphyllobothriidae. The record is from the annotation of a GenBank genome assembly.
AUGUGCUCAAAACUGAAGUUUCUCCAAGGCAAUUCGACUACCUCAGUUCGAUCAGCCUCUCAAUCACUCAUAGACCUCCGAGGUCGGAGGAUUCAAUCGGACGAAAUCAUGUUCACCUUCGAUGUGACGUCGUUAUUCACAUCCAUCCCACCAAACUUGGCCCGCGAAGUCUUGCGCAAGAGACUUGAAGAGGCGUACGAUGAGACUCAGAAUGCACUCAAAACUGAACACCUCAUGAGGCUGUUCGAAUUCUGCCAACAAAUUUUGUUCACUUUUACGAGAGAGACCUAUGAGCAAAUCAAGGGAACCCCAAUGGGCUCACCGAUCUCCGGUUUAGUGGCAGAACUAGUCCUACAGGAGUUAGAAAAGAUUGCCUUCACCCAACAUGAACCAGUGAUUUGGCGCCGUUACAAAGACAACACAUUCGUCAUCGUAAAGAAGGACCUGCUGCAACAUUUCCCUAGCCUGCUCAACACAGUCUUCCCUGAUACAAAAUUCACGAGGGAAGAAGAACAGGAACAGCAGUUGCCCUUCCUGGAUGUGCUUGUCAGAUGA